Magallana angulata is the source of this 804-nucleotide messenger RNA. Its product is annotated as prolyl-tRNA synthetase associated domain-containing protein 1-like. The coding region runs from base 114 to 662 and encodes 182 amino acids. Lineage: Eukaryota; Metazoa; Mollusca; Bivalvia; Ostreida; Ostreidae. The record is from RefSeq and is a predicted model, not a curated record. The transcript has 3 exons. Gene Ontology annotation, molecular function: aminoacyl-tRNA deacylase activity.
UAAUCCCUCUGACUGUGUGGUUGUGCUUAUUAACAAAGUUUACACUAUAUAUCCUAAAGGUACGUUAGAUCAAGAGCAUCCUACUGUAUAAUGUGUAAAAGAAGGUCUCAGAAAUGAAUAGUUCAACCAGUGAAUUCACAGCUACAAGGCCAAUGUCCUCUGCAAAGAUAGGUAAAGAGGAACUGCUGAGCAAGCUUGCUGAGUGGAAUAUAGAGACAGAGACAGUAGAGCAUCCCCAGGUAUUUACUGUUGAACAAGCUUUACCACACCUUGAAAACACAGAGGGUAAAUUUGCGAAAAACUUGUUUCUGAAAGACAAAAAAAAGAGACUCUAUCUUUUCUGUGCACCCCACGAUGCAGACAUUAAACUAAAUGACCUUGCCAAAUUGGUUGGGGCCACAGGAGGGUUAAGAUUUGCUGAUGCCAGCAUCUUAGAAGAGAAGCUCGGAAUCCAGGAAGGGUCUGUCUCUGUAUUUGGAAUCAUAAAUGACACUGAAAAUGAGGUUAAACUUGUCUUAGACCAACGCCUGCUUGAUGAGACAUACACCAAACUGGGAUUCCAUCCAAUGGUGAACAGUGCCACCACCAGUAUAUCGCCUUGUGAUCUUAAAAUUUUUAUUGACAAGACAAACCAUGAACCUCUCAUUGUGACCAUCAACUAAAUAAAUGUGUAGUAAAUGUUUUUAACUAAAUUACAUUUGUAAUAAAAAAAUGUCAUUGUCUUUACAGAUUUAAAAAAGAUGUCAAUACUUAGAUUUUUAUAAUUUUCACCAGUUGUUCAAUUAAAUAUUUAAUUACAUGUAA